Molecule: messenger RNA, 5685 nt
Organism: Stylonychia lemnae
Lineage: Eukaryota; Ciliophora; Spirotrichea; Sporadotrichida; Oxytrichidae
Source: the annotation of a GenBank genome assembly
AUGGGUAAACCCUUUUUUUUAUUAAUUGUAUAAUCUUUUAGCUGUGACUCAUUUUGCAGAGUUGAGGAUGAUUAUAGUUGUGAACUCACAGUAAACAAUGAUGAAUACAAGUUUAAGUGCAGAAAUUUGAAAAAUAAUUCACAAAGCUUAUUCAAGGAUUCCUUCUCGAAAAUGAUUCAGCCUCUCAAUUUCAAACUCUAAAAUACUGAUUAAAAAACUUAACUUCCUAUCACUUAAUACCAGAAAGACAUUGUCAUGCUUUUGGAAUCUGAAUGCAAGAAUGGAAAACUUGAGAUUGGAGAACAGUGUGAUGAUGGAAAAGCAAAUGAUUUUACUUAGUAUGACAUUAUUAUAUUAUUAACAACUUAUACAGAUGUGAUGAAAAAUGCAAUGUUAAACACGGAUAUCAUUCCAAAACUGAUGAUUAUGGUCAAACUUCAAUAAUUAAUCGCUUUUGCUUUGGAAUAGGAUUAAACAGUAAUUAAUGUCAUGACGGAUUUUAACUAAAGAAAUUAAGAAUAAUAUUAGGGAAAUUAAAGCCCAUUUUGCGAUAAAACAGAUAUGAUUAUUAGUUCUGAUGAGCAAUGUGAUGAUGGUGACCUCAAAAAUUAAGGCGGAAUUGUAAGAUUAAACUAGGUUGGACAUGCAUCUGUCCCAUUCGUAUCAGGACUUUGUGGUAACAAUCUUGUUGAUUUCGGAGAGGAAUGUGACGAAGGCGGUGGCUCCCAAUCCUGCUGCCAAUAUUAAAUAGUACUUACAUUGGAUAAGCAUCAACACUGGCAAUGGCUUGUGGCUUUCAAACUUCAUGCUUUGACGGUAAUUCUAAUAAUGACGAUGGGUACUCAAAUCAUUUUUAAUCAUCAUUUUAGAUGCUCUUCAGCAUGCUAUUCUGAACAAGACUAUCUUUGUGCUAAAUUCAUUACCCAUGAUGCAAGAGAUUACUUCAAAUGUAUUAAUAAGUAUUCAAGAAUGAUACCUACAACUGUUAAUCCCAAUGCACCAGCAAUGACUGCAUCUCUACCUAAUGCUUAAUGUACUAGAAAUCAGCUCUAUGAGGCUGUUGAAAAUUGCGAUGAUGGAUUCAGUGAUGGUUCUGGAGGAUGUGAUGCCAACUGCAGAGUAAAAUACGGAUGGACCUGUCUUAAUCCUAAUGGAAUGGGGUCAUCAUAAUGUUUCCCUUCAUGUCUUUUAACUGGAACGGUUUGUCUUGAUUUGAACAAUAUAACUGGUGAUGGAGUAGAACCAGGGCAUUUUUGUUUUGGAAAAACAGCUGUGGCUGCAUCAGGAUAAAUUUACGUGUCAUAGUUCGAAUGCAAUCCAACAGUUGCAGCUCCAUCCACAACAACUCAAGCUUCCACUACUUCACCUACUACUACAUCAGAACCAAGUACUACCUAGGUACAGAGUACUACAGAAGCAGUAAGCACAACAGUAGCAUAGACAACAGCAUCUUCAACUUCUAGUCCAUCUGUAUGUUUCUAUAUAUUUUUGUUAAAAGUAAUUAAAAUAUAAUUAGACUACUCCUGCACCUUCAACGACAACUAUAGUAACGACUACCACGACUACCACGAAAACUACGACAACUACAACAACUACGACAACAACACAAUCUGCAGCAGUAAAAGAAUAGGAAUGACAUCAUGUCCUGAUGGAUCAAGUCCACCUUGUCAAUGGGUGAGAUAAACUGCUACCGGUUGCUAGAAUGAAGAAUAAACUUAAACAGGAUAGCGAGAUCUUUAGCUCAAAAGAAAUAAUGCUGUAUUGAGAAUAAAAUCUAACUCUUUACCUAACCACUGUUUUAUUUCAGACACUACUCCUAAGAAGAAUGAAAUUGACUUUUAAGUUGUAUACAAGAAUAAAAUCUCCCUAACAAGAAUGCUUUUAGAUUCUGAAUAAGAUGAAUCUUAUCAAUACAACGGAAAUAAUCAAUUAAGUGUAAAUAUGGCACUUUGUGAUGAUUCAUGGACUUAGUCAGGAUAUAUCUUAUAAAUGAAUCCAAGUUAUGUUGAAUAUUCAGGAAAUUAUGAUAGUAUUGUUGGAAUUGCCCUUAAUGGAGUGGCUAUUCAUACUGGAAAUUCUGAAUACGGCUCUGAUGUAUUCUAUCCUAAGAAAUUUGGAAGUAAAGCUUAUUCUGACAAAUUAAUUCAGCUUGACAAUUGUCUUGGAAGUGCUGAGUUUUCUGGAUAUUAUCACUAUUAUGGUUGGUCUCCUUGCAUACUUCCAUCUGGACCUAUUAAGAGCAGAGAUGCAUAGGAAUGCAAUAAUAUACCAAAAUGCAAAUAAGAUAAGUUAGCAUAUGCAUUAUCCUUCAUGUAAUAUCAAGAAAAGACUAUAAUGAUAAUUGGAAUAGCGAGAGAUGGCCAUUCAAUUUUAGGGCCCUACAAAAGAGAUGGAACUUUAUGGUAACCCUGCGAUAUUGAUCUUUGCAAUGGAGUUGAAAUAGCAGGAGUUUACUAUUAUGCAACUACAAUGUUCCAUCCAUACACAGUGGGAUGUUGGGGACCUGGACCUAAGAAAACUAUUUCUGAAGAAUGCUCCAAUAAUGUGAAGGUCUGUUCAAGUGAUGUGAUGCCAACUGCAGAAUAAAAUAUGGAUGGACCUGUCUUAAUCCACCAAAUAACUAGAAAUCUUAAUGUUAUCCAUCUUGUCUACACUUUGGAACGCUUUGUCUUGAUAAAAACUUUAUAAAUGGUGAUGGAACCAGGUUAUUAUUGUUAUGGAACUUCAGGCAAAGGUGCAGGAUAGGGAUUUCCAUUCUUGGUUUCCUUCGGUUGCAGUGUAACAAUUGCUCCAGCUCCAUCUACAACUGCUCAAGUGACAACUACAGAUUAACCUACUACUACAUCAUAGCCAAGUACAACUACACAAGCUGCAACUACAGCAGUAGUAUAGACAACAGCAUCUACACCAUUCGUAUCAGGACUUUGUAAUAAUGGAGUACUUGAUUUUGGAGAGGAAUGCGACUAAGGCUCUAAUACCGGUCUUUGUAAUAAUUGCUUGAUAUAAGCAGGCUAACUAUCUGAGAAUAUCCUUGGAGAUUGGUCGAGUGGAGUUACUGUUUGCGGAAGGGCUGCUAGCGGCAGUUGCUUUGACUAGAAUCUGAAUGACGGCGAUGGGUAAUUAUAUCCUCUUUAAACGUUUAGUUGUUCGAGUUAAUGCAAUGUUGAGGCAUCAUUUAUUUGUUCUUCAGAUGUCUCUGCAGAUAUUCCGACUGGAAGUAGAAGGUGUUUACCUACAACAGCCAAUCCCACUGUACCAGCAACAACUUAAUCUUCACCUAAUGCUUAAUGUACUAGAAAUUCUAUUGUUGCAACUGGUGAAGACUGCGAUGAUGGAUUCCUCGAUAGUUCUGGAGGAUGUGAUGCCAACUGCAGAAUAAAAUACGGAUGGACCUGUCUUAAUCCUGAUGGAGGUGGACAAUCAUAAUGUUUCCCUUCUUGUCUUUUAUCUGGAACGGUUUGUCUUGAUAUGAACAAUAUAACUGGUGAUGGAGUAGAACCAGGGCAUUUUUGUUUUGGAAAAACAGCUAUGACUGCAUCAGGAGAAUUUUUCUUGUCAUCAUUCGCUUGCAAUCCAACAGUUGCAGCUCCAUCCACAACAACUCAAGAUUCCACUACUUAACCUACUACUACAUCAGAACCAACCACUACAUUGGCACAGAGUACUACAUAAGCAGCAAGUACAACAGUAGCAUAGACAACAGCAUCUGUCCCAUUCAUAUCAGGACUUUGUGGAAACAAUAAAAUUGAUUUCGGAGAGGAAUGUGACGAAGGUGGUGGCUCCCAAUCUUGCCCUAACUGUUUGUUAACUGCUGGCUUAACAGUAACCAAUAGGAUUGGAAAAGCAUCAACAUUUGCUAUUGCUUGUGGAAGUAUAACAUCUUAAUGCUUUGACCGCAAUUCUAAUAACGACGAUGGAUGCUCUUCAACAUGCUAGACUGAAAUAGACUUUAUUUGUGCUCAAUUCUUUACCCAUGAUGCAAGAGAUUUCUUCAAAUGUAUUAAUACUUAUUCAAGAAUGAUACCUACAACUGUUAAUCCAAAUGCACCAGCAAUCACUGCAUCUGCACCUAAUGCUUAAUGCACUAGGGAUAAGUUCGUUGGCGUAACUGGAGAAGAAUGCGAUGAUGGAUUCCUCGAUAGUUCUGGAGGAUGUGAUGCCAACUGCAGAAUAAAAUACGGAUGGACCUGUCUUAAUCCUAAUGGAAUGGGGUCAUCAUAAUGUUUCCCUUCAUGUCUUUUAACUGGAACGGUUUGUCUUGAUUUGAACAAUAUAACUGGUGAUGGAGUAGAACCAGGGCAUUUUUGUUUUGGAAAAACAGCUGUGGCUGCAUCAGGAUAAAUUUACGUGUCAUAGUUCGAAUGCAAUCCAACAGUUGCAGCUCCAUCCACAACAACUCAAGCUUCCACUACUUCACCUACUACUACAUCAGAACCAAGUACUACCUAGGUACAGAGUACUACAGAAGCAGUAAGCACAACAGUAGCAUAGACAACAGCAUCUUCAACUUCUAGUCCAUCUGUAUGUUUCUAUAUAUUUUUGUUAAAAGUAAUUAAAAUAUAAUUAGACUACUCCUGCACCUUCAACGACAACUAUAGUAACGACUAUCACGACUACCACGAAAACUACGACAACUACAACAACUACGACAACAACACAAUCUGCAGCAGUAAAAGAAUAGGAAUGACAUCAUGUCCUGAUGGAUCAAGUCCACCUUGUCAAUGGGUGAGAUAAACUGCUACCGGUUGCUAGAAUGAAGAAUAAACUUAAACAGGAUAGCGAGAUCUUUAGCUCAAAAGAAAUAAUGCUGUAUUGAGAAUAAAAUCUAACUCUUUACCUAACCACUGUUUUAUUUCAGACACUACUCCUAAGAAGAAUGAAAUUGACUUUUAAGUUGUAUACAAGAAUAAAAUCUCCCUAACAAGAAUGCUUUUAGAUUCUGAAUAAGAUGAAUCUUAUCAAUACAACGGAAAUAAUCAAUUAAGUGUAAAUAUGGCACUUUGUGAUGAUUCAUGGACUUAGUCAGGAUAUAUCUUAUAAAUGAAUCCAAGUUAUGUUGAAUAUUCAGGAAAUUAUGAUAGUAUUGUUGGAAUUGCCCUUAAUGGAGUGGCUAUUCAUACUGGAAAUUCUGAAUACGGCUCUGAUGUAUUCUAUCCUAAGAAAUUCGGAAGUAAAGCUUAUUCUGACAAAUUAAUUCAGCUUGACAAUUGUCUUGGAAGUGCUGAGUUUUCUGGAUAUUAUCACUAUUAUGGUUGGUCUCCUUGCAUACUUCCAUCUGGACCUAUUAAGAGCAGAGAUGCAUAGGAAUGCAAUAAUAUACCAAAAUGCAAAUAAGAUAAGUUAGCAUAUGCAUUAUCCUUCAUGUAAUAUCAAGAAAAGACUAUAAUGAUAAUUGGAAUAGCGAGAGAUGGCCAUUCAAUUUUAGGGCCCUACAAAAGAGAUGGAACUUUAUGGUAACCCUGCGAUAUUGAUCUUUGCAAUGGAGUUGAAAUAGCUGGAGUUUAUUAUUAUGCAACUACAAUGUUCCAUCCAUACACAGUGGGAUGUUGGGGACCUGGACCUAAGAAAACUAUUUCUGAAGAAUGCUCCAAUAAUGUGAAGGUCUGUUCAAGUGGUUCAAUUACAUAAUCAUGGAUGGAAAUGAUUUUAUUUGUUUCCAUUUUAGUUUACACCAUAUUAAAUUGA